CCCCAGUCACAAAUUCCUGGCUUGCUUCUUCCAAACUUCACUCAGCCCCAGGGAUGGCUCUGCAGGAUGUGUGCAAGUGGCAGUCCCCUGACACCCAGGGACCAUCACCUCACCUGCCUCGGGCUGGUGGCUGGGCUGUGCCCCGGGGCUGUGACCCUCAAACCUUCCUGCAGAUCCAUGGCCCCAGAUUGGCCCAUGGCACUACCACCCUGGCCUUCCGCUUCCGUCAUGGAGUCAUUGCUGCAGCCGACACGCGUUCCUCCUGUGGCAGCUACGUGGCGUGUCCAGCCUCAUGCAAGGUCAUCCCUGUGCACCAGCACCUCCUGGGUACCACCUCUGGCACCUCCGCCGACUGUGCUACCUGGUAUCGGGUGUUACAGCGGGAGCUGCGGCUUCGGGAACUGAGGGAGGGUCAGCUGCCCAGUGUGGCCAGUGCUGCCAAGCUCUUGUCAGCCAUGAUGUCUCGAUACCGGGGACUGGAUCUCUGUGUGGCCACUGCCCUGUGCGGCUGGGACCGCUCUGGCCCUAUGCUUUUCUACGUCUAUAGCGAUGGCACCCGCCUGCAGGGGGAUAUCUUCUCUGUGGGCUCUGGAUCUCCCUAUGCCUACGGCGUGCUAGACCGUGGCUAUCGCUACGACAUGAGCACCCAGGAAGCCUACGCCCUGGCUCGCUGCGCCGUGGCCCAUGCCACCCACCGUGAUGCCUAUUCAGGGGGCUCUGUAGACCUUUUCCACGUGCGGGAGAGUGGAUGGGAGCAUGUGUCACGCAGUGAUGCCUGUGUGCUGUACAUGGAGUUACAGAAGCUCCUGGAGCCAGAGCCAGAGGAGGAUGCCAGCCAUGCCCAUCCUGAGCCUGCCACUACCCACAGAGCUGCAGAAGAUAGAGAGCUCUCUGUGGGGCCAGGGGAGAUGACACCAGGAGACUCCCGGAUGCCAGCAGGGACUGAGACAGUGUGAGAAGCAGGACUUGGUUGGGGGUGGUGUAGGCCUGGGGAGCAGGUGGGAGGAUGAGCAGUGGGGGAGGGUCCUGCUGGCAGCAGCCUCACAGCAUCUGACUCUAGCCUGUAUGGGUUGCUGGCUUCAUUUAUUGCAAGUCUCUGUCCUUUCAUGACUCCCAGAGCUGUUAUGGCUCUGCCCAACAAGUUCCUGCUG
Molecule: messenger RNA, 1151 nt
Organism: Piliocolobus tephrosceles (Ugandan red Colobus)
Lineage: Eukaryota; Metazoa; Chordata; Mammalia; Primates; Cercopithecidae
Gene: PSMB11
Product: proteasome subunit beta 11
Exons: 1
Coding region: 54-956 (300 amino acids)
Cellular component (GO): proteasome core complex; cytoplasm
Molecular function (GO): threonine-type endopeptidase activity
Source: RefSeq, a predicted model, not a curated record